UCCCUUCCCGUUACAUUUCAGGCAUGUCGGGAGUAACGUUGACGUCGGGGACGACGACAUCCGGCACGACGGUGAACACGGGGGCCGUCGAAUUAACUGAUAGCGGGGGCAGAGCCCUAAAACUUCAAACGGAUGCCCCGCACUUGGUCAGCAUGGGAGGAGGUAGACUCAGCACGGCGGUUACCUUGCACCCAUUACCACAAGGUAGAGUAACUUUGGGAAGUAGUCCAGCAGCAGAUAUUAAAGUUCAAGGUACUGGGGUACUACCAAUGCAUUGUCACAUAGAAAAUUGCGAUGGAAUAGUAACAAUUUACCCUCUAUCCGAAAAUUUGUGCAUAGACAGCGUUCCAGUAACAGGAGCAACUCGUUUAUCUCAAGGUGCCAUGUUAACAAUAGGUCGUUCAAAUUAUAUGCGAUUUAAUCACCCGGCUGAGGCUAAACUAAUAAAGGCAGCUCUACCAAAUUCAAGGAUUUCAAUGACGCCUAUGUCUUUUGAAGUCGAAAGUGGUUAUCAGUCCCCAAAGUACGGUAAAAAACCGCCGGUGGUGCCAAGAAAGAUCUCUACCUCACGAGAUUCUCUAUCCGAUGACGAAAAACCGUCGAGUAUAAUGACUAAAGUAACCAAAUUCGAAUAUUUAGCCGCUCAAAAUUUAAAGAAAUCGAUCUCACCGAAAGUGUUCUCAUCGAAUUUGGUUACCGUAAAUAUGCCGGCUAAAGACGUUUUAGGAAAAACGCCGCCGGAUUUGCAAACGUUUGCUAAGAAUCUCCCUCAAUCCGCUUUGAAUUAUUCCGAACUAAACCACACUGAAAAACAAAAAAUUAAAACGCCCGACAGACAAAUUUUCGGUAGAAAAUCUCCAAAUUACGUGAACGUUACAUUAAAUGAAACAAAAACCAUCAACAACCGAGUGGUGAUAUACGAGAACGGAUGCGUGCCAAAACACCAGAAAGUGGGAAACGACGGCGCUAAUGACCUGAAUAUCAUCAAUAACAGGAAUUGCGGUACGACGACAACGCAGAAUUUGAACAAGACCGUGAACGUCAGCAGGACAACGACUUCGUCACCUUGUUUUAAUAAUACUUCCUGUAACGGAAACUCGAUCAAUAUCAAUCAACAACAGUGUUGCGAUCCUGCUGAUAUGUACAAGUGCGUGCCAGCUGUUUGCGGAGUUUCCGGACACUUGGAGGAUGUUGCUUUAAGAAAGAAUGAAGCUGAAUUGCGUAGAAAUCAAGCGCAAGUGGAUAGGAUUAAAGAACAAGAAGUUGAAAAAGCGGAACAGGUCCGUUUAGAAGAGAUUCUUAACAUGUGUGCAGAAUACGAGAAACAAGUUCAGUGCGAAAAGCAAGCUAAACCGAUUACACCUAACAGAAUAAAAACGAAUGGUUCAUUACCAAGGGAUAAAAGACAAUGUAUUUCACCAAAUUUAUUAAAAAAUUCGCCUCAACAUACGAACGACCACAUUUUUCGAUUCGAAACCGAACACAUUUUUAAACAAAAUAAUUCUUAUGAAAACGUUAUAGCUCAAGGAACAAAUUCCAACGUUUCUCUGUCAGAUUUAAACGAUUCACCAGUUUCACCGUGUGGAAGUAUGUAUGAAAAUAUUACGCUGCCGCAAAACAAUUCACCUUUUCACCAUUCCCCGAGAACGCGAAUAAAAACAUUUAUCACAAACAAAGAGCCAAUAAAAGAUAAUAAACUGCCGAUGAUUGAUGUGAUUGAAAGCAAAUUCGCCGCCGUUCAAUUAGAACAUAACAAUUUUACAAAGUCUUUAAAUUCACCUAACAAAGACGAUGAUUCACAAAAACCUACACCUACAAAACUCAUAUUACCAAUCGAAUUGAAUAACAGUAUGAAGAGAGACGAAUACGAAUAUUAUACCGAAACAUUUAAGCGACUAAACGAAGACUCAUUACAAAGUUCUUUAAAUAGUUUAACGUCAACGAAAAGUAAACAGGAAGUAAAUAAAAAACGUAUUGAUGAAUUAAAAGGACAGAAAAAAGAACACUUAGCGGGUAUUGCUAAAAUAAAAAGGCAAAUGGCUGAAAUUGAAAUUUUAGGUGAAGAAUUACACAGAGAGCUUCAAAUGGAAAAGGCUUUAAUAAACGGUGAAUUUAAAAGUAAAGAAGUAGAAUUAGAAAAAUUACAAUCAAAAAAAGAAAAAUUACAAAAACGUGCUCAUAAAAUCGAUGAAAAAAUGAAAGACUGUCAAGCAAAACAAGAAGAAGAUCAAAAAGUUUGUAAACAAAAACUACAAAUGGCACAAGAAAACAUGCACAAAAUAGAAACACUUAUGACAAAUGUUGCCAAAGGUACCAAGGAAUAUGAAGAUCUGUUUGAAGAUUAUUUAGCAGCACAGGAAAUUUUAGACAACGAAAGAAAAACGUUUGAAGAUCUUGAAUUUCAUCAUUUAGAAGAAGAAGCCGAUUGGUUGGCGAGUCGCGAAGAGCUCCAAAGAGAAAUCGUUGAUUUAUCUCAAAAAAUUGAUGAAAUUAACUCACAAAUAAUCGAUCUGGAUUAUCAACAAUCGGUAACUUCGAGUACUAACGCGGAAGAAUACCGAAAAAUCGAACAACAAAAAAUUGAGUUCUCAAAGAAAAUCGAAGAAGUUCGCAAUAAAAUGAAAAUCAUUGAUAACGAAUUAUCGAAAUAUUCGAAUCAAGAAUCUGAGCAAGAAGCGUCCAGUGAUACUGAUAGUGAUAAAGAAAAACAUUUAAAUAAACCCGAAUAUUGUAUACCACCCGAUUUAAGUACUUCUUUAAUGAUGGAUCCAAACGAUACCCAUAGUAUUGAUGAUAUUUACAAUAUGUCGCAAUCAUUCAAUGAGAAAAUGUUACACGAAAAAUUAAUUUUAGAUGGAGACAUCGUUCGGAAAUAUCCUAGUCAAGAUGAUAUCGAUAGAAUAAGUAAAGUUACGUCAAAUUCUCCUAUGAAUAUUGAUGAUGGACGAGGUUCGUUAGGUCGAAAAACUAUAGAAUCUUUAAAGGAAAUUGAAAGAAAACGGAAAUUGCAUCUUGUCCAACAAGGAUGUCAAGUAAUUGAAAAUGAACGUAUGAGGGUGCUAGCUUUAAAACAAAGAGUUCAACAGGAAGUUAGGGUGAAAUGGGCACAGAGAUCUCAGGAUUGUUCAUCUCUUAACUCAACCGGAUCAGAUGAAACACAAUAUAGUGUCGCAGCUUAUGAACAAAGAUCAUCCAGAGAUGGAAAUUCAAAUGGAAUUAACCAGAGCGAUUUAGAACCGCUCCGAGGAAAACCCGAAGGAAUUGAAUCACCUCGACCUUUAUCAGAAACCAGUGACGUAAGUGUCGAAGUCGGUGCUUUAACAAAGAAACGAAACCGACCUGAUAAACAUCGACCUCUAACGAGAUAUUUACCAAUAAGAAGUGCCGAAUUAGACUUAAAGGUUCAUAUUGAAUCAGCAGGUCAUCAAGUCGUUUUAUGUCCACACGUAACGAUAAACACUUGGUCUUGUCGCGGUUUCUUGCAUAAGAAAGGUUCCAAAUUGAACGGAUGGUCACGAAGAUGGUUCGUUUUCGAUCGAAACAAGAGGACCUUGGUUUAUUACUCCGAUAAAAGUGAGAAGAAAGCUCGCGGUGGUGCCUAUUUCCAAGCGAUUGAAGAAGUUUAUUUGGAUCAUUCGAAUUCGAUUAAAUCGCCUAACCCUCAACUAACGUUUAUUGUUAAAACACACGAAAGAUGUUAUUACUUAAUGGCACCAUCACCAGAAGCUAUGAGAAUAUGGAUUGACGUUAUUUUUACUGGUGCUGAAGGCUAUCAGGAAUUUGAACAUGGUACUUGAAAUGGUGUAUCAACAAAGAGGUUCUGAUGAUAUGUUUUAUUUUUAUUAUUAUUUUUUUAACUUGAAACACGUUUGUGUUUUUUAUUAAUGUGUUAAAAUGUAGAUGAGUGGGAAAGAAUCUUUUGUGCUGUAAUUCGUAGUGUUUAAGUUUUAUUAAUAAGGAUACAAAUUUAAUGUAAACUGCUACUUAUUAUUAGAAUUUUUUAUUAGCAGAAUAUGAUCUUAGUGCCUUCAUUAAGAAGACUGCAUUUGAUAACUUUGAUAAAAAUGAAUUAAUAAGAUUGUAUCUUUAGGAUAAGCAUAAUCGUACAUAUAUUUUUAUAACGUAUUUCAUUAACGUUAUUAUUAAGACUGUUUAUCAUGAAUUACAUAAAUAAAUUAUGUAUUUUAAA
Molecule: messenger RNA, 4189 nt
Organism: Onthophagus taurus
Lineage: Eukaryota; Metazoa; Arthropoda; Insecta; Coleoptera; Scarabaeidae
Source: RefSeq, a predicted model, not a curated record